Messenger RNA from Xenopus tropicalis (tropical clawed frog), 2880 nucleotides. RefSeq names its product thymocyte expressed, positive selection associated 1 (gene tespa1). The transcript has 9 exons. Gene Ontology annotation, molecular function: signaling receptor binding. Bases 336 to 1193 code for a protein of 285 amino acids. The record is from RefSeq and is a predicted model, not a curated record. Lineage: Eukaryota; Metazoa; Chordata; Amphibia; Anura; Pipidae.
CAACAGGAAUUGAUUUGAAUGAGAGUCUGAAAUAUAAAUAGGAUAGUGCCUGCAUAGAAAGGUGAGUAAUAAAAUGUAUCAGUAAAAAUAAAACUGUAGCCUUACAAAUCAUUUGUUUUGUAAAUGUUGGGGUCAGUGACCCCCAUUUGAAAGCUGGAAAAUGUCAGUGGUAGAAGGGAAACGGUCAGCAUUGUUUUCUAGCUUAGGAUGCAUCAAGGGCUCACUUAUAGAAAGGGUUAAUAAGCACAGGAAUUUACCAAUGGCUCAGCUAGUGGGAAAACAGAAAGCUUUUUUGUGCUACAAACCCUGCUGAUUUCUGCCAGAUGUAAAAGGAAAUGGGAAUUCAUAUCACUCUCUUGAUUUGCUGCAGUGGCCGUUUAAAAAAAAGCAGUGAGUCUUGCUGUUGCCAAGCCCUAUCACACAUGAAAUGCUCACAUUCACAGAGAUCUGCUACAUCCGAGCGCCAUUCAGCAUGGAAGCAACGGUCACGCCACUGGCACACAGCGCUGGAAGAGGAUGAUACCGUGGAUGUAAUCAUGAAGUUGCCAGAGUUUACAUACCAAGAUCUGGAUAAUGUAUUUGUGGAAAAAGGAGGUUCCAUUAACAUGAUUCAACAUUGGCUUCAAGAUUGCAGAUCUUCUGUGGAAGGAGCACCUGAGGAUACUUAUCUGUCUCAUAUAAGAGCAGGCACUUGGAGUAAAGAAAACAGCACUGAUGAUGAUUUCAACCUGGGAGCAGAAGCAAUCCUGUUAUCUGAUCAUUGCAAGUUCAUUGCAAGGAUGGAAAACGAGAAAGCCAGAGCCAAGUUCUCUCACAUGGGGAACAGUAUGGCAUCCAGCAGCACCAUCAAGACCUCUUCCAGUGUAUCAGAAAUCCUCUCAUUGUACCAGGAAGAUGCAGAGACCAUCCUCUAUAACCUUGGCUUUGCCUGUGUAGAUCCCUGUGCGGCACACACCAUUCCCACCCGUUAUUUCCUCUCUCCAUCUCGGGCUGCAGGCAUUGAUUUUAAACUGUUUCUGGAAUCCCAGAUGCAAAGAAUAGAGAAGGAAAACUAUAGUUAUCUGCCAAGUCUGAACAUUUUUGCUACUUCAGUUGACUCUUUUCAUUCUUUGCAUUCUCAUAUGAUGAUGGCACCCCUACAGAAUAUAACUCCAGCCCCAGGAAUUGAGGGUCUACAGAUGUUAUUCCUCUAAAAGAAUGAUUAUAGGGAAUGGAUUCUUUUACACCUGUUGAUAUGCUCCGCUAGAUUGUACUUUUUGAUAUAUGUAAAUGUCAUAAAUGUACACUAAACAGCUGCAGGGACACCCCCUGCCAUUAUCUCCCAAAGAAGGAAGUGUAGAAAUGGGGGGCUGUGGCUCCUGGGAUUAUCAUGAGUGAAAAUACAAGCAGGAUAUGUCUUAAUAGUGAUGGUAUUCGCUGCAUACAGUAUGCUAUCACUCAGUAGUGGCAGGGUCUAUUGUAUAUACUAUCAGUCAGUACUGGCUGGAUCCACUGUAUAUACUAUCAUCGGUACUGGCUGGAUCCACUAUAUAUACUAUCAGUUAGUACUGGCUAGAUCCACUGUAUAUACUAUCACUCAGUACUGGCUGGAUCCACUGUAUAUACUAUCAUCGGUACUGGCUGGAUCCACUAUAUAUACUAUCAGUUAGUACUGGCUAGAUCCACUGUAUAUACUAUCACUCAGUACUGGCUGGAUCCACUGUAUAUAAUAUUGCUCAGUACUGGCUGAAUCCACUGUAUAUACUAUUGCUCAGUACUGGCUGGAUCCACUGUAUAUACUAUCGCUCAGUACUGGCUGGAUCCACUGUAUAUACUAUCGCUCAGUACUGGCUGGAUCCACUGUAUAUACUAUCGCUCAGUACUGGCUGGAUCCACUGUAUAUACUAUUGCUCAGUACUGGCUGGAUCCACUGUAUAUAAUAUCGCUCAGUACUGGCUGGAUCCACUGUAUAUAAUAUCGCUCAUUACUGGCUGGAUCCACUGUAUAUACUAUUGCUCAGUACUGGCUGGAUCCACUGUAUAUAAUAUCGCUCAUUACUGGCUGGAUCCACUGUAUAUACUAUUGCUCAGUACUGGCUGGAUCCACUGUAUAUACUAUCACUCAGUACUGGCUGGAUCCACUGUAUAUACUAUCGCUCAGUACUGGCUGGAUCCACUGUAUAUACUAUCGCUCAGUACUGGCUGGAUCCACUGUAUAUACUAUUGCUCAGUACUGGCUGGAUUCACUGUAUAUACUAUCGCUCAGUACUGGUUGGAUGCACUGUUAUUGCCCAGAAGAGGCUUGAGGGAUCCACUGUAUAUAUUAUUGUUCAGUACUGGCUGAAUUCACCGUAUAUGUUAUCAGUCAGUAGUGGCUGAAUUCACUGUAUAUGUUAUCAGCAGAGGUUGAAUGCAAUGGAUAGGUUAUCGCUCAGUUCCGGCUGGAUGCACUGUAUAUAUUAUUGCUCAGUAGCGUCUGGGAUUCACUGUAUAUGUUGUCAGUCAGUAGUGGUUGGAUUCACUAUAUAUGUUACCUUGUAGUAGUGGUUGGGAACCAAAGAUGGCAUAUUCCAUUAUAUUUCCAUGGGUAACUCUGAGACUACGGUUCAAAAUCCUCUGUUCUCUACAAAAUCUUGUACAAAACUGUUUGCACAGAUCAAUCACUACUCAAAGUCCAGGGCACACAGCCAGCAUUUUGUUAGUAUAAAAUACUUUCUUCUCUGCUGUUUCCUACCUAUUUGUUCAUUAUUUAUUAUUAAAACACACUCACAACAGAAAGUUUUGUAUCUCUUAUUCGCCAACUACUAUAUCUCAGAAGGGCACAAUCCUGACUGAUGUGAAAUGUCUGCAGAACAAAUCAGUUUUCCUGUGGAUUGGGGAAUGUGGGGACAAUACAGUCUAA